Messenger RNA from Ochotona curzoniae (black-lipped pika), 2079 nucleotides. RefSeq names its product dual specificity mitogen-activated protein kinase kinase 3-like. Gene Ontology annotation, biological process: protein phosphorylation; MAPK cascade. Gene Ontology annotation, molecular function: ATP binding; MAP kinase kinase activity. The coding region runs from base 198 to 1241 and encodes 347 amino acids. NCBI's taxonomy places the organism in Eukaryota, Metazoa, Chordata, Mammalia, Lagomorpha, Ochotonidae. The record is from RefSeq and is a predicted model, not a curated record. The transcript has 12 exons.
CUGGCACCGCCCGGCGCAGUCGGGUUCUCCUUGGGCGCCUGGAUCCUCGCCUCUGCUCCUCCGCCGCGCCCGGGACGGGCUGGUCGUCCGCAGCCAUGGAGGCUCUCGGGCCCGUGGAAGCCCGCAGUCCGCUCGAUUAGCGCCCCCGGCCCCAGUCGCCGUCGCCCCCGUCGCCGCCCGGGACGCGCGCCUGCAGCAUGGAGUCGCCCGCCUCCAACCAGCCCGCCGGCAUACCCCAGGCCAAAGCAAAACCCAAGCGGAAGAAAGACUUACGGAUCUCCUGUGUGUCCAAGCCACCUGCACCCAACCCCACACCCCCUCGGAACUUGGACUCUCGGACUUUCAUCACCAUUGGAGAUCGGAACUUUGAGGUAGAGGCCGAUGACCUGGUGACCAUCUCGGAGCUGGGCCGCGGCGCCUAUGGGGUGGUGGAGAAGGUGCGGCAUGCCCAGAGUGGCACCAUCAUGGCUGUGAAGCGGAUCCGGGCCACUGUGAACUCCCAGGAACAGAAGCGGCUGCUCAUGGACCUGGACAUCAACAUGCGCACUGUGGACUGUUUCUACACCGUCACGUUCUACGGGGCGCUCUUCAGAGAGGGAGAUGUGUGGAUCUGCAUGGAGCUCAUGGACACAUCGCUGGACAAGUUCUACCGCAAGGUGCUGGAGAAGAACAUGACGAUUCCAGAAGAUAUCCUGGGGGAGAUUGCCGUGUCUGUGGUACGGGCCCUGGAGCACCUACACAGCAAGCUAUCCGUAAUCCACAGAGACGUGAAGCCAUCCAACGUUCUCAUCAACAAGGAUGGCCACGUGAAGAUGUGUGACUUCGGCAUCAGCGGCUAUCUGGUGGACUCGGUGGCCAAGACGAUGGAUGCCGGCUGCAAGCCCUACAUGGCUCCUGAGAGAAUCAACCCCGAGUUGAACCAGAAGGGCUACAAUGUCAAAUCAGACGUCUGGAGUCUCGGCAUCACCAUGAUCGAGAUGGCCAUUCUACGCUUCCCUUAUGAGUCCUGGGGGACCCCGUUCCAGCAGCUGAAGCAAGUGGUGGAGGAGCCUUCUCCCCAGCUCCCGGCUGACCGCUUCUCCCCCGAGUUUGUGGACUUCACGGCACAGUGCCUGAGGAAGAACCCUGCAGAGCGCAUGAGCUACCUGGAGCUGAUGGAGCACCCCUUCUUCACCUUGCACAAAACUAAGAAGACGGAAAUCGCUGCCUUUGUGAAGGAGAUCUUGGGAGAGGACUCGUAGGGGCUGGGCCGGGAUCCUGCUGGGAUGCUGGGUGCCCGCAGCCCCCUGUGCCGGGGCAGUGCCCGCCCACAGCUGGAAACUGCUGCCAUCCAGCCCUUGGGAGGAAUCCGGGGGCUUCUCCUACCUGGCUGUGCAAGGCCAACCGUUGGGCACUCACGCCAAAGAACCAAGACCUCUGGCCGCUGCCACCGAGCCCGCCUGGGCCCCAUCAGCGCCUCCAGCCCCGGACCCUGGACGCGGAGGUGUCAGAGAGCCAGUGCUGUGUGGGCCCCUGCUCUGGACGCUGCCCAAGCUGUAUAUAUUUUUUAAAUCUCAACUGAAUGGACCUGGCACACUUUAGGUCUGGGGUGACUGUGCCUUGGGCCUGGCCUGGAUGUGAAACACACACAGGGACAAGGGGGUGAGCCCUGAAUAAGCCUGCACCCCAACUCCUCAAGGCCUUGCUGUCACAACCCUGGUGUCCAUUACUUCUGUCUGUUGGCGUCUAGGGCUGUCGCUUCACUUUUUUUGGGAGUUUGUUUUUUUUUAAUUUAUCCUCUGUUGAUUUUUUUUUUCUUUUUGCUUACUGGAUUUGGCUGGUUUUCCUUGCAUGGAUUGGAACUGAUCGCUUCUCUUCCCUCCCCUGGGGUGGCAACAGGUGCAUUCCUGCCCACCCCACCACCCCCUGACGUGGGCUCAGGCUGUGAGUGUGUGUGUGUGUGUGUGUGUGUGUGGCUAGGAGGUGGAGCCCUGGUCAGUCUCUUCUCAGAGAAGUACCUGGGGAGAUGUACUGGGAUAGGAGCUGACGGGGAGGCCUGCUUGAUCAAGGGCUAUGAAUUUGCUUUGGUGGUGUUUGAGG